AUGCCUGAAGUCAACAGCCUGACAACGCUGCUUGUAGAGAUCCUGGCGGCGACGACGAGUGCCAUCAUCUUCAGCGAUGGUGGAGGGGUCUACGGAGUCUCCAAGUACGGCGGCGGCAACGCCACGGCCCUGAACGACGGCUUCGUCCUGGCCAGGGGCCUGGCCUUCGAUGGCUCCGGCACGGUCUUUGUGGCGGAUGAGGCGCAGAUGAUCGUGAAACUAGCAUCCUGA
Symbiodinium sp. CCMP2592 is the source of this 231-nucleotide messenger RNA. Lineage: Eukaryota; Dinophyceae; Suessiales; Symbiodiniaceae. The record is from the annotation of a GenBank genome assembly.